Cutaneotrichosporon oleaginosum is the source of this 1279-nucleotide messenger RNA. RefSeq lists its product as uncharacterized. Lineage: Eukaryota; Fungi; Basidiomycota; Tremellomycetes; Trichosporonales; Trichosporonaceae. Gene Ontology annotation, molecular function: protein binding. The record is from RefSeq and is a predicted model, not a curated record.
CGCGAUACAUGACACGAAACUCAUAUCUACAUUCUUUCCAUCGCUACUUUCCGCCGGAUCCAGCCGCCGCGCCACCCAACCACCCCAUUAUCCUCACCCACCCCACCAUCCUCACCCACCGCGCCCCCCCUCACUCAUAACCGCCGCCGCACAAAUACCAAGCACGAUUCUGUACACUCUGAGCCACCUGCCCUCGCCCCCGCCCUCGCCCUCCCCGAUGGCGGACCCACCGACGCCGCCGCUGGCGCGUGAGUUGGGGCUCAGCGCACUCUUCGUCCUCACUGGCGAGCGUAAUGCCGUUAUGGUGUACGUGUCGGAAAGCAUCGCCGAGAUACUGGGCUACGAGCCGGGCGACCUUGUCGGCAAGACGAGCUACCUCAUCUUCCACCCGGACGAGAUCCCGUUGUUACGCGAGAUUCACUUCUUCGCCCUCCAGCACGAAAAAGUGGGGUGCAUCAUGUACAUGCGCCUCCUGCACCAGCGGGGCUUCUACGUCGACUGUGCCGUGACAUACUCGACAGUAUAUGAUCUGACUGUUGGAAUUGUGACUCGUGCAAUCAACGGGCCAAACGUCAUCCGAUUGGCAGCGACGGCGCGCGAAGUCGUCGAGGCACGCGGCGGCGUCGACGGCGUAACGAUGCAACGCUGGUCGACGCCUCCCGGCUCCCGCUCCCCCACGGCCUCCCCGCUGCCCCCGAACCCCCGCAAACCCUGGGAAUCCGAUUGGGUGCGCGCGCCACCGAGCCCACGCACCUUUUUCCUCCUGGACCGCUUCACGGACACGGCACGCAUCAUGUUUGCAAGCAACACGCUGCUGGUCGACGCGGCGACCGACACGAGCUUCUACGCCGUCGUGCGCCCGCAGGACCGCCCGCGCGUGCGCCAGUGGAUCGACGCCGCCAAGCUCUGGGCACCGGUCGUGUACGACGAGGAGCGGACGGGCGGGCACGGAUAUCUUGUGUUCGACGUCAUGAAGAUCCCCGACCCCCCGCCAGCAGGCCAAGCUGAGCCACAGGGGACCGAGGAAAGCGUGCGCGUCGACGGACAGGAGUUUAUCAGCGUCGAGGGCAUCUUUACGGCGUCGUCGGAUGGCAUCGCAGCCAUCAUCACGCCCGUGACAGAUUAGCAGGGUGAUGACUUGAGACAGGCGUGGAGGGCUUUCCAUCGCAUACCACGCCUGACAUGGACUUGGCGAGCGGCGGUGGUUGGCGAACACAGAGCAUUGAACACUGUAUUAUCUAUAGCAUAUCUUGGCGUAUGAGAGGCGAUGAGGCAAUGG